UAAUGAUCGUCAACUUCAGAUAGAAAAAUACCUUGGUUGAGAGCGCACCGUAUAGAUCAAUCACCUCAUCGUAAUACUGCUACCGAAGGGUUUUGCUGAUUUCGUAAACGAUCUCGACCAGGAAAACGACGAUGAAGACCUUAUUAUUUGCAGUCAUGGUCAUCUUGACCAUUUCGUCCAUCAACGGACAAGAUCUCGAAGGUACAUGUGACCCUUCUACAGGUAUCUCGGACACAGACUGCGAAGAAUUCAUCAAUAUAGGUGCCAUAGCUGUGAUAUUUGAGGGCCAAAAGGACGUUUUAACUGACGUGGAAACAGAACACUUCCAAGAGGUGAUCGCCAACAUGACCAACAAUUAUGUUUAUCUAGAAGUUUUGCCUGAGCACGUGAUCAUUGUCCAGCGUAUUCGUAACACCGUUACUAAUGAUAAGGGAUUCAACUUCUUCAUCCUGAACCCAUCUCGAUCGGAGUACAUGCCGGUAGCUCUCCGCAAACAGGAGCUAUACCUCAUGAUCAAGAUCAACAACGAGGAUAUCAACAACGCCAUGGGUGAGGAUUGGGUCGUCACUCCCAUAGAGCCUGAGUCAACCUAUCCACUGGCUAUUCCUGCUUGGGCUAUAGCUAUCAUCGGCUAUGUGGGCCUGCUCAUCUUCAUCUACUGCACCAUGGUGCUGACCAGUGAUUGGCGAAAGCAAAAGGCUGCAGAGUUCGAGGCAAAUCUUGAGAAGGAGUACUACGCAAACACCAAUGGAGUCUCGGUUGCAGACGAGAUCCCCUUGAAGAAGAUGGCAGUAGAGCACGACUACCAGGAUCUGGUACAUGAGACCAAGAAGAACGGAGGACCAUCUCAGAAGUCUAUAGGGGUCCAAACACCUCGCCACGUGGCUGUCCAGGUUGACCCAGAGGAUGUCGUAGCAAGACGUUCUUCGCCUGCACCCAGUCAGACUAGCACCACCGAAGUCGUGAUUGAAAAUGGCUAUUCGGCGAUCGACCACGAGCCCGCAUACGACUCUGCUGACGCACCAGACACCGCUCACACCGCUCCCGUGACAACCGAAGGCGACGCCGAUAAGGAAGCCGAUGAUGCAGCGGCGGCUAUAGAGGGCGCUGUUAAUGAAGGUUAUGCGGAAGAUGAACCUGAACCUGGCGUUACUCAACCUUCCACAAACCUUUAGCAGUCGAUCAAUACAAGAGAAAGGUUUCUGGUGUGUAGUGAUGGAAACUGACCACGGCACGACUUGACCUGAAGACACUUCUGUAUUAUUAGCACAUUUCCCACUUUUAUUAAUCACU
Messenger RNA from Strongylocentrotus purpuratus (purple sea urchin), 1293 nucleotides. RefSeq lists its product as uncharacterized. The coding region runs from base 132 to 1175 and encodes 347 amino acids. The record is from RefSeq and is a predicted model, not a curated record. Lineage: Eukaryota; Metazoa; Echinodermata; Echinoidea; Camarodonta; Strongylocentrotidae. The transcript is spliced from 7 exons.